Molecule: messenger RNA, 261 nt
Organism: Ostertagia ostertagi
Lineage: Eukaryota; Metazoa; Nematoda; Chromadorea; Rhabditida; Trichostrongylidae
Source: the annotation of a GenBank genome assembly
AUGUCUUGGCUGGUGUUAUGUCUGUUACCGCUCCUACAGAUCGUCAGCGCAAUACGACCUCCUCCCACGAAAGGACCACAAAUAUUCAACCCACCGGCAGCAUUGUUUCAGGCUCGAGCGACGUCAUCAGACGAGCUUGAUCCAUGCCAGUAUAUGCUGCAAAAUUUGACUAGUAUUGAAAAUCUUCGAGCUCACGAAUUCGCUUCUUUGGAGCAAUGCCUUUACUACUUUCUGGCCGGUGAGAGUGCAAAGCGGAUGAAA